AUCAAUUAUGGAGUACCAGCAGCACGUUCUGAUGGUCUACUUUCGUAUUGCUUGUGUGCUUUAAGUAAAGCAUCAUUGAGGCGUAGGCAUAUGUUGAAUGUUACACUGUAAUGAGGGUAAAAGUGAUAUCUGCCCCUCAUACUGUUUCGUUUUGGACGAAUUCAAAGGCUCCCUAUAGUGAGCCCUGUUGUUGACAUGGAAGAGAUUUUAAAGAAAUAGUUCCUGUGUGUCUAUGCUUGGUAAAAUGUUCCUUUUGCCAUUCUUGUUUGUAAGAAAGUUUACAAUGCCAUUGACAAUUUUAUAGCUGCCUUCAGACCUUCUGUGAAAACUGAAAACUGCUUACAUAAGUUUGAGCCAGGAUAGAUAGUACCUCUAAUGUGGCCUCAGUUAUGUAUAGCAGUUUCCUAAUGUUUUUUCUUCCCACAGCCAAGCUGGCAGCUGUCACAAAACAGUACAUGUUGGUAGAGAAUGAUGAAUUGAGCAGCAUCUUUUGACUGCUAUUUUUCAGUCACUUGUAGGCAAUCAGAACCACUUAUUUAUACCUAGUUUGGUGCUUUUUAGAUGAUGCUGCCAUAAAGUAUUUAGCAAACUGCCAGAUUUUGACCCAGAGCUGUUUCAUAUUUCUGUGAGGAUGGCGUGCAAGAAGCAGGUUUUUGGGAACAUUGUAGGACUGCAAGAGGUAAUUUCAUACCUGAAUGGCCAGACAGAUGUUGAGACAGGUGGUGAAAAUGACUAAAGAUAAAGACUGGCAGGAGGAGGCUGACCCUGCUAGCUGGGGCUGGGGUGAGGAGGAGAGCCAUCCUCAGCCAGAGCAGGUCAAGUCAUCACCAGUUGAGGCUGGCCCGGACUGGCUGAAGUCUGCCUGUGUGGCCAUCUCACCUCUUGGGGACAUGCUGGCUGUGGCCAGUGGCCACCAUGUGGUGCUACUGUCUGGCCAGUGGGACUCGGACGCCGACCAGUGGCGGUUCGCGGUGUCGGCCUGGCUGGAGGUGCAGCAGGCGGACGUCACGUGCCUGCUGUGCCUGCCGCUGGCUUCGCACCGGCGCAGCUCGUCCGGCGCCGCCGACUGGACCUGCCUGGUGGUGGGCGACGACGCGGGUCACCUCGCCUUCUACACCGAGGACGGCUCGCUGCUGUUCCGGCAGCGGUUGCACGAGUCGGCCGUGCUCAGCGUCUCCUGCUGCAGCCGUCAGGUGUCGGCCGCCGCCGAGGAGGAGCUCACCGCCGUCCUCGAGGACGUGGUGGUCGUGCUGGACGGCUUUGCGCUCUACCAGACGCUUCGCGCCUGCCGCAACCAGCUGGCGCGUGGUGAGUGGCGCGCCACAAACGCUCGGGACGCGCCAGCAUGA
Pollicipes pollicipes is the source of this 1349-nucleotide messenger RNA. Its product is annotated as rab3 GTPase-activating protein non-catalytic subunit. Gene Ontology annotation, molecular function: protein binding. Gene Ontology annotation, biological process: regulation of GTPase activity. Lineage: Eukaryota; Metazoa; Arthropoda; Thecostraca; Pollicipedomorpha; Pollicipedidae. The coding region runs from base 696 to 1349 and encodes 217 amino acids. The record is from RefSeq and is a predicted model, not a curated record. The transcript has 4 exons.